Molecule: messenger RNA, 459 nt
Organism: Angiostrongylus costaricensis
Lineage: Eukaryota; Metazoa; Nematoda; Chromadorea; Rhabditida; Metastrongylidae
Source: the annotation of a GenBank genome assembly
AUGGUUUUCAGUGUGUUCAUGACCGUAGGUGUAUCCGUUCAUCGUUAUAUUGGUGUGUGUCAUCCAUAUAAAUCGGUGGAAUGGCUUCCGAAGAAACGUGUCACCACACUCAUCAUCUGCCUUGUUGUAUUCAGCAUACUCUUCAAUACGACGCGAUUUUUUGAGACAAAAGAGAAGAGUCGGUCCCGAAAAAUCCAGACAUCAUUAAAAGUCGGCAAUAAAUGCUUUCUAAAUGAAGACAUGGAGGAUAAGCCGAGCGGGAAUAUCUUCUUUGGAUGGGCAUACACUAUAGUAAUGUAUGUGGUACCGUUCAGUUUGCUGAUAAUUCUCAAUUCACUCGUUCUUUCGGCUGUAAGACGUAGUCGUCGAAUGCAUAUGGUUAGUCAGGUGGGAACGAAGCGACCCAGUAAAUUCACUGUGAACUCUAUUUUUAAGGAGUUUGGUAUUAGAAUAUAUUAG